Manihot esculenta (cassava) is the source of this 1934-nucleotide messenger RNA. RefSeq names its product aspartate--tRNA ligase 2, cytoplasmic. NCBI's taxonomy places the organism in Eukaryota, Viridiplantae, Streptophyta, Magnoliopsida, Malpighiales, Euphorbiaceae. Gene Ontology annotation, cellular component: cytosol; aminoacyl-tRNA synthetase multienzyme complex; cytoplasm. Bases 159 to 1769 code for a protein of 536 amino acids. Gene Ontology annotation, biological process: aspartyl-tRNA aminoacylation. Gene Ontology annotation, molecular function: RNA binding; ATP binding; aspartate-tRNA ligase activity. The record is from RefSeq and is a predicted model, not a curated record. The transcript is spliced from 10 exons.
AAUCCCUGGAUUGUGAAUGGACCUAGCUGCAGGGCGCCCAUAGACUUGCAGAAAGGCAGAAGCAGGGUAGGGUUUAUCUGAGAUCUUUAUUUCAUAUCGGCUCAUUUCUUAAUCACACGCAGUAUUCCACCAAAAACCAAACAAACGCGACCUUUCCCAUGGAGCAAGUAGACGAAGAAUCAUCCCAAUCUGUCAGCAAGAAAGCGACCAAGAAGGAGGCAGCUAAGCAGGAGAAGUUACGCCGCCGCCAGGAAGCUGCGUUAGCCUCCGCUGCCUCAUCUCUUGCCAUUGAGGAAGAGGAAGAUCCAUUGGCCGCCAAUUAUGGUAAUGUGCCGCUGUAUGAGCUACAGUCUAAGGAAGAGAGCAAUCUCAGCGAUUGGACUAGAGUCGAGGAGCUAACCGAGGGGUUGAAGGAUAAGGAGGUGUUGAUAAGGGGCCGAGCUCAAACAACUCGUGCAGUGGGUAAGAAUAUGGCCUUUGUAGUGGUUAGACAGAAGGGUUUCACCGUGCAGUGCGUGGUUACCGCUCAGCCUGAAUUGGUUAGCCGGCAAAUGGUGAAGUUCGUGGCCGGGCUUAGCCGCGAGUCCAUUGUCGAUGUUCAAGGCCUGGUUUCUGUACCUUCUGUUCCCAUCAAAGGCACCACGCAGCAGGUUGAAGUUCAAGUCAGGAAGCUUCAUUGUAUCAGCAAAGCCUUGCCAACUUUACCCAUUAACAUUGAGGAUGCAGCUAGAAGUGAAAAAGAGAUUGAGGAAGCUUUGCAGGCUGGAGAACAACUUGUUCGGGUUAACCAGGAUACCCGUUUGAAUUAUAGAGUUCUGGACAUGCGAACACCUGCUAACCAAGGAAUUUUCCAUAUUCAGCAUGAAGUUGGCAGUAUAUUUAGAAAAUUUCUAGAAUCAGAAGGCUUUCAAGAAAUACACACUCCAAAAUUGAUAGCAGGAGCUAGUGAAGGUGGUUCUGCUGUAUUUAAGCUGGACUACAAGGGGCAAGCUGCAUGCUUGGCACAGUCACCUCAACUUCACAAGCAAAUGGCUAUUUGUGGUGAUAAAGAGCGUGUUUUUGUAGUUGGGCCUGUUUUCAGAGCAGAGGACUCUUAUACACAUAGGCAUCUUUGCGAAUUUGUUGGUCUUGAUGCUGAAAUGGAAAUUAAAAAACACUAUUCCGAGGUAAUGGAUAUUAUAGAUCGGUUAUUUGUCACAAUGUUUGACCAUUUGAAUGAUAAGUGCAAAAAGGAACUUGAUGCUGUUCGGCGGCAAUAUCCCUUUGAACCUUUGAAGUACCUACGAAAGACUCUACGGCUAAGAUUUGAAGAAGGGGUUCAAAUGCUCAAGGAUGCAGGAGUGGAAAUUGAUCCUUAUGGGGACUUGAAUACAGAGUCGGAGAGAAAAUUAGGCCAGCUAGUUUUGGAGAAAUAUGGGACUGAGUUCUACAUUCUCCAUCGCUAUCCUUUGGCUGUCAGGCCAUUCUACACCAUGCCGUGUUAUGAUGAUGCAAAGUACAGUAAUUCAUUUGAUGUCUUUAUUCGAGGUGAGGAAAUAAUUUCAGGAGCUCAGCGUGUCCAUGUACCAGAGUUUCUGGAAGAACGUGCAAAGGCAUGUGGCAUUGAUGUCAAUACAUUAACAACAUACAUUGAUUCUUUCAGGUAUGGAGCGCCACCACAUGGUGGGUUUGGAGUGGGGUUAGAGCGAGUGGUAAUGUUAUUCUGUGGUCUGAAUAACAUUCGCAAAACAUCACUUUUCCCUCGCGACCCCCUAAGGCUUGCCCCCUGAUGUGUUUCAGCAGGGUCUCAUAUAUACAUAGAUAUAUUUCCUCGUGAAAGCUUAGCUUACAGCUUGCAGAAGUGGAAAAAUAAUACAUUUGUAUAAGAGCCUGUCUUGAGAAGAUGGAUAAUCUCUUCACGAUAUAAUAAAAUCCUAUUUGUGCACUUUGAUUGA